Molecule: messenger RNA, 1824 nt
Organism: Cuscuta europaea
Lineage: Eukaryota; Viridiplantae; Streptophyta; Magnoliopsida; Solanales; Convolvulaceae
Source: the annotation of a GenBank genome assembly
UAUCUUUGGUCGUGCACAUACAAUUAACUGACAAGUGCGCGACUACCAACAGAAAAGGGAUGAUGACUACGACGGCAACGGCGACGACCAUAGAAGGCGUGGUGUUCAGAUUGCCCUAUCUGAGAACAGGGACUCGGAACCCUAAUUUCUCCCCUCGGAGCUCAGCUUCUGCGCGAGGGUUCUGCGCUUCGUCGUUUGCUUCCUCGGCAGCUGCCCCUUCUCCGGUGACUGACGUACUGAAAUCCGAACGCUCCUCUCUUGGACACAUCACCCGCCCCGACUUUCCUAUCCUCCAUCAGGAGGUGAAUGGCUCCAAGCUUGUGUAUUUAGACAACGCAGCUACUUCACAAAAGCCAAAAGAGGUUGUGAAGGCAUUGCAGACAUAUUAUGAAACUUACAAUUCCAAUGUCCACCGUGGGAUUCAUUACUUAAGUGCAAAGGCAACAGACGAGUACGAGCUAGCAAGACAAAAGGUGGCAAAAUUCAUCAAUGCAUCUGAGUCUAAAGAGAUCGUGUUCACAAGAAACGCUACUGAAGCUAUUAACUUAGUGGCUUACUCCUGGGGGCUCUCAAAUUUAAAACCAGGAGAUGAGAUCAUUGUUACUAUAGCUGAGCAUCACAGUGCAAUAGUACCUUGGCAAUUGAUUGCUCAGAAGACGGGUGCUAUCCUAAAAUUUGUGAAUUUGACCAAGGAUGAAGUUCCAGAUGUAAUGGAGUUGAAAGAAAUGCUCUCAAAGAAGACAAAACUUCUUUGUGUCCAUCAUGUCUCAAAUAUGCUAGCUUCUUUGCUUCCAAUUGAAGAAAUUAUAAGUUGGUCACAUGCCAUUGGAGCAAAAGUACUAGUAGAUGCUUGCCAAAGUGUGCCACACAUGGUAGUUGAUGUUAAGAACCUUGAUGCUGAUUUUCUUGUUGCUUCAUCCCAUAAGAUGUGCGGGCCCACAGGCAUUGGAUUCUUAUAUGGCAAAAGUGAGCUCCUAAGUACUAUGCCUCCAUUCAUGGGAGGAGGUGAAAUGAUAGCUGAUGUGUAUAUGGAUCAUUCAACUUAUGCUGAUCCGCCUUCCAGAUUUGAGGCGGGGACACCUGCAAUUGGAGAAGCUAUUGGGCUUGGAGCAGCCAUUGACUAUCUGUCUGGGAUAGGCAUGCAAAGAAUUCAUGAUUAUGAGGUGGAGCUCGGUCGUUAUCUAUUUGACAGCCUCUCUUUGGUACCCAAUGCCCGUAUCUAUGGUCCUGCACCUUCACAAACUGCAAAACGGGCGUCACUUUGUUCUUUUAACAUCAAGGAUGUUCACCCUACAGAUAUUGCAACUUUCAUUGACCAACAGCACGGCGUUGCCAUCAGAUCUGGUCAUCACUGUGCUCAGCCUUUGCAUAGGUACUUGGGAAUCAGUGCAAGUGCACGUGCUAGCCUUCAUUUCUACAACACCAAAGAGGAUAUUGAUCACUUCAUCUGUGCAUUAAAAGACACAGUAGCCUUCUUCACUUCUUUCAAAUAGCAGCUUUUCCUUGCAUGGUUGACAUUGCGCAAGGUGCCGUCCACAACAAUGAUUUGUUGGUUUUUAAAGCGUGGCCACAACCUCCAAAUAUUUUGUGUAUAGGGACAAUAAGGUUCUUAGUGUUUAUUCAUUUACAAAUCGUUGAAAUGUUUUUCCUCAUUUUCUAAUUUAAUUAACGAAAAUGAAAACUUCAAUUAUUAUUUCAAAUAGAACAGUGCGAUUAUAAGUAAUUGUUGUUUGCUUUCAGUGCCCCCAACUAUACUUGUAUAGUUGUAUUCAUAUAAUCAUAUGCCCUUAUUCUCUCGGAUAACCUUAUCCACUUGUGUGUGUA